Messenger RNA from Pteronotus mesoamericanus, 1299 nucleotides. It is a transcript of the gene CFAP36, whose product is annotated as cilia and flagella associated protein 36. The transcript has 10 exons. Gene Ontology annotation, cellular component: ciliary base; axoneme. The coding region runs from base 233 to 1264 and encodes 343 amino acids. The record is from RefSeq and is a predicted model, not a curated record. NCBI's taxonomy places the organism in Eukaryota, Metazoa, Chordata, Mammalia, Chiroptera, Mormoopidae.
CUCUCUCUAAAACGCGCAGGCUCCGCCGAAGCCCGCUGCGCUUCCCGACGGCUGCUGGGAGCGCUGCACCGUUGCCAUGGCGACCAUUUUACGUUAACUAGUUCGUAGCUUUCAUCCAGAGUGACUGCGGGGGCAGCUCCUCACCCAUUCGCUCUCGGCUCCCUGCGGCAGAAAGGCCUUAGCUGGCUCCGGGGGUCGGGCCCAGCGUUCUUUGGCGCUCUGCGGGGGCGGGAUGGCUGCGGAAGAAGAGGACGAGGUAGAGUGGGUGGUGGAGAGCAUCGCGGGGUUCCUGCGAGGCCCGGACUGGUCUAUCCCCAUCUUGGACUUUGUGGAGCAGAAAUGUGAAGUUUUUGAUGAUGAAGAAGAAAGCAAAUUGACUUACACAGAGAUUCAUCAGGAAUACAAAGAACUAGUUGAAAAGCUUUUAGAAAGUUACCUCAAAGAAAUCGGAAUUAAUGAAGAUCAAUUUCAAGAAGCAUGCACUUCUCCUCUUGCAAAGACCCGUACAUCACAGGCCAUUUUACAACCUGUGUUGGCUGCAGAAGAUUUUACUAUCUUUAAAGCAAUGAUGGUCCAGAAAAACAUUGAAAUGCAGCUUCAAGCCAUUCGAAUAAUUCAAGAAAGAAAUGGGGUCUUACCUGACUGCUUAACCGAUGGUUCUGAUGUGGUCAGUGACCUUGAACAGGAAGAGAUGAAAAUCCUGAGGGAAGUUCUUAGAAAAUCAAAAGAGGAAUAUGACCAGGAGGAAGAAAGGAAGAGAAAAAAGCAGUUAUCAGAGGCUAAAACCGAAGAGCCCCCAGUGCACGUCAGUGAAACUGCAAAAAUGAAUAGUUCCCAAGGGGAUGGUGAACAUUUUGCACAGCCACCCUCAGAAGUUAAAGUGCAUUUUGCUAACCAGUCAGUGCAACCUUUCGCAAGAAAGCUGGAAAUGUUGCCUGAAACUUCCUCGCUCCCAGAAAAAGGCCUGAAGAUUCCUGGCUUUGAACAUACAAGCAUUGAAGGACCAAUAGCAAAUUUAUCAACCCUUGGAAUGGAAGAGCUCCGGCAACGAGAACACUAUCUCAAACAGAAGAGAGAUAAGUUGAUGUCCAUGAGAAAGGACAUGAGGACUAAGCAGAUGCAAAAUUCAGAACAGAAGGAAAAACCUGCUGAGGAGGUAGAGGAAAUGACAGAGAAACCAGAAAUGACAGCAGAGGAGAAGCAAACAUUACUAAAGAGGAGAUUGCUUGCAGAGAAACUUAAAGAAGAAGUUAUUAAUAAGUAAAUUUACAACCAAUUUAUCAAAACAAAUUCAAAUUU